GGGGGGAGCAGUGGGGAAGGCACCUCGGAUGGGGGGAGCACCGACAGCAAGGGAGACACAAGCAGCGGAGGGAGCAGCGGCACUGUCAACCCCAAUGCGCCCUUAAGAUACCGCGCUUCCUCCAUGCCCCACACGAAAGCCAGUAACUCGACCGGCAAAUUCUAUGUCGAUGUGAACAUCACGGAGUCCAAGCAGACCACCAACUUCAUCUUCUUUGUCUACAACGUGCCGCCCACUCCCAAGCCAACCUUCUCCAAUCCCACCUACUACACCACCGAUGGCAAGCUCUUGAUUGAGUUCACCUGCGCGUUCAAAGCAAUCGGCACACCUGGUUCCUACUACUGCGGGUUAGCCGGGGCGGCUGCUAAGGUGGCUGAGCCUUACAAGCCGAUUGGCAAGGGCAAGAAGCUGGUAGACGCUGGCCUCUUCACGAAUCCCGGAGGGUUCUACGCUUCGAUCAAAGUGAAUGGUGUGGAGCUGCGCGGGGGAAUCACGGCGUCUGUUGCUAACCUGUGAUUGGUUGGGGGAUGCUGGACACCCCGUGCCUUGCCUUAGAGGCACUAGCUAGGCUUGGGCUCUGUUUAUUUGUUACCCUUUAUCUAGUCCAGUGUGCUUAGCCGGUGUAUUGGUAUGGUUCUUACUGCUUCUGUGUGUUUCUUUGCUUUUUGUGCUCGACUUAUAUGGAAGCUUCAGUGUGCUUGCUUG
This is a messenger RNA of Closterium sp. NIES-67, 705 nucleotides long. NCBI's taxonomy places the organism in Eukaryota, Viridiplantae, Streptophyta, Zygnematophyceae, Desmidiales, Closteriaceae. The record is from the annotation of a GenBank genome assembly.